AUGGCUGGUGAUAAAGUUUACAGUUAUGAUGUCUUUCUAAGCUUUAGAGGCGAAGAUACUCGAAAUUCUUUUACCGAUCAUCUAUACCAUGGAUUGAAGCGAGCAGGAAUUUGUACAUUCAGAGAUAAUGAAGAAAUCAACAGAGGUGAAGAGUUACAACCAGAAAUCCAGAAAGCAAUCAAAGCAUCUAGGACUUCGAUAGUUGUCUUGUCACAAACUUAUGCAACUUCCACCUGGUGCCUCGACGAGCUUCUGCUCAUUCUUGAGCAAAAGAAGCAACUGGAUUGCAGCCAUUUUGUUCUACCUGUUUUUUAUCACGUUGAUCCAGCAGAUGUUAGGAAACAAAAAGGAAGUUUCGCCAUACAAGUUAAACCUUCUUUUAGGUGGACAUAUGACAAGGUAUGCCUGUGGAAGGCGGCUCUUAGGGAGGUUGCCGAUUUGUCCGGUUUCACUCUUUCAGGUCCUGAAACAAGCAUUUUGAAGGAAAUUAUUGAUGUAAUUUACAAUAAGUUAGAUCGCAAAGAAGUUCAUCUUCCACUCAAUAUAACAGGGAUGGCAACUCGUUAUAAGGAGAUCAAAUCCUGGUUAGAUGAGCGAAAUCUAGAAUUUUUAGCAAUUUAUGGUAUGGGUGGAAGUGGUAAGACAACAUUAGCCAAACAUAUAUUCAAUUUAAAUCGGAGAACUUUUGAAUAUGUGAGUUUUAUUGAAGACAUUGGUACUAGAUGUAAAGGACCCAAUGAUUUGCUUCAACUACAGGAACAACUUCUUAAAGAUAUUUUAGGAGGAAAAAAGAGAAAAAUAUCAGGUGUUUCUCGAGUUAGUGGCUUUACUUGGAACUGGGAAAAUCAAUGCACAAAGCAAGAUUAUAAUUACAACUCGGGAAAAUACAGAUAA
This is a messenger RNA of Helianthus annuus (common sunflower), 894 nucleotides long. RefSeq names its product disease resistance protein RUN1-like. NCBI's taxonomy places the organism in Eukaryota, Viridiplantae, Streptophyta, Magnoliopsida, Asterales, Asteraceae. The record is from RefSeq and is a predicted model, not a curated record. Bases 1 to 894 code for a protein of 297 amino acids. Gene Ontology annotation, biological process: defense response; signal transduction. The transcript is spliced from 3 exons. Gene Ontology annotation, molecular function: ADP binding.